Molecule: messenger RNA, 3851 nt
Organism: Parasteatoda tepidariorum (common house spider)
Lineage: Eukaryota; Metazoa; Arthropoda; Arachnida; Araneae; Theridiidae
Source: RefSeq, a predicted model, not a curated record
AUAAGUUAUCAGCUGAUUGUUUUAAUUUAUCUUGCAAAAAAUGUUGAUAUCACAAUAAAAUAACAUUCAAUUCAAGAUUGCGUAAGUUAAAGCUGGCAGAAAAGCGGUUCAGUCUAGACAAAGUUAUGAUUGAUUUCAAUGAAUAAAAUAUUCAAAACUUAAUAAGGUUUUUUAAGAAGUGAGUAUUGAUUUCAAAAAUUAUUAUUCUUUUGAUAUAUACAAGAUACACACAUACUUAUUCUAAUUAUAUGAAGUCGUAUGAGGAUGCAAAAGACCACAAUGUUGCGAAGUUCAAGAAGAGAAGAAAGUAUAGAAGUAAAAGAACUUAACUUUAUUUAGACUAAAAACAUAAGAAUCUCUAAAACGAAUCUGAGAUCAAACGUGAAGAAACAUUUCAUGGGAAAUCCCAUAAGUUUAUUCGGUAGUUUAUCUAUGAAACGGAAAAUUUCCUCCAGUAGCCAUCUAAAUGACGAAUUGCAAGAUUUGAAAAAAUCUGAUGAUUACUUGAAAAUUAAUGAGUUGUUGCCAAAAGUCUCUGGCAACAGUAACCAUCAAGAAUGUGUUCGUGUUAACACUGCUUCUGAUAAAAUAGCAGACCUACAAAUGAAAUCUGAUGAAGAGAAAAUGUCCUUAAAUAAAUCACAGGCGGAAUCUUGCCAUAACACAGUUGAAAGUUUUGAUGAGAAAAAAUCCUUAAAUAACUCACAGGCUGAAUCUUGCCAUAACACAGUUGAAGGUUUUGAUGUGAAAAAGUCCUUAAAUAACACACAGGCUGAAUCUUGCCUUAACACAGUUGAGGGUUUUGAUGAGAAAAUGUCCUUAAAUAACUCACAGGCUGAAUCUUACCGUAACACAGUUGAAAGUUUUAAUUCUACAGAAAAAUCAAAAAAUAGUGUCUUCGACUCUGAAACAUUAAAAAAUGACGGUCUUCAGAAAAAUGGCACUUCUAAAACUAUAAAUGACGUUUGCCAAAGGGGAAUGCCCGAGGAAAAAAAAUUUGAUGCGACUCAAAUGAGUUCUUCUGAAAAUUGCGAAACAGGGAAUUAUUUUUCAAAAGAACCAGGGAGCGAAUCUGCACAUCCUGAUGUAAAAAGUUUAAAUAUUUCAUUUGAAAGUAAAGAAAAACAAAAUGCAGUUCAUACUCUGAAAAAUACUGCUAAAAACUCGCCCGUUCCCCCGAUGAGUUUCGAUCAAAUUGAGGGCGAAUCCUCUCAUUUCGAAAUAAAAAGUUGUGAUAUUUUCUUUCAAAGUGAAGAAGAGGAAGAGGAAGAAGUUUCUCUAAAAUCUGAAGUCAUUGAAAAGAAGGGAAUCAGAGAAAUGAGGGAAAAUAGACACGGAAGAAAAAAAACUUUCAUAGACGGAAGCAGGCAAGAAAUAAGGGCACUUCCUGCGAAACAAAACCAACUACCAAUACAUGGUCAGAGUUUGAAUGAAUCCAUGGAUAACGAACCAAAUAAAAAGUCUCUCCCCGGUUUACGAAAGACGUCAACAAAGACAGAAUAUGAGCUGGAAAUCCCACUUAAAGCUUGCCAAACGGAAGCUCCGCUGGAUACAUUACAAAUUUCAGACAUUGAAGGCAGUGCCAUUUCUCAAACAAAACAUCGUGAAAAGGAGCACUCGAAUCCUGCAGAUGUGGUGCAAACGAAAGAAGAUUUUAUUUUUGAAGUAAGUCCUCACAAUUAUCAGACACUCUGUAAAUUCGCACGUGAAGAUCAAACACAGUGUCCAAAUACACAGCCAAAUAGAUCUACAGCAAUGAUUCUUCCUUUACCUGAAACUUCAAAUGUAUAUCAGGAUCAGGAGGAAUCCAUAAUGGUUUCGGGCGAAAAAAUUGGGCAACCUGGAUAUGCUUCAGGGUAUCAUGCAAAUGAUAAUAUCGAAACUAGUUCAUUGCAAACAAAACAGAUACUUUCAAAGAAGAAAAACAGUUUGAGAAACGAAAAUGAUUCAUCACGAAGUGAAGGAUCCAGCUGGAGGCAUGGAUCAUCUGUUUCUGACGACAGCUACAGCGACAGUGAGCCAUCCAUAGUUCACGAGUCUCAUAAUGUAAAACUAGGCAAUGAAGAAAAACCUACCAUGCAGUGGUUGAGUGAUAUUGAUGAAAAGUUAAAGACUUCUGAUGCGCAAAAACCAGACAAAGGCUGUCUUCAGUUUGUAAGUAAUCCUGGUAGAUUGAGUUUGGCGCCUGAUCAGUCUGAUUUGUGUCUGAGAUUUGAUAAUUUAAAGUUAGAAAUUUUCAAUAAGCCAUCGUUUCUGAACGUUAAAUUAACUGGUAAAAGAAGAGGAUGUAAUUUAGAAGGAACACAAAUCAAAACAAUUGGCAGAGAUAGCGAGUUAGAAUUAUCAGCAUCCGCUAAUGUUUCUAACAAGAAUAACAAUCAAAAGGCAACAGAAUCUACUGCUUUGAAAAAGGUAGAGACAAACUUACAUAACUUACCCUCUACCGUCAAAACGAAAGUAGUUAAAAAAGGUAAACCUCGUAAAAUACAGAAUACACCAGAAACUAAAGUAGAUCUUGGAGAAAUGCAAAAUUCCGUAAUGCAUCAAUCAAAGCCCAGACAUCGUCAUAACCAAAGCACGCCAAAGAAAGGUAUAACACAAAUAGGAAUUGAAACACAUGCAGAACAUCCGUUAGAAAUAGAAGGAAUAUUUUUCAAUAACCAAAGCACAACUUCGUUCCAAAACAACAAAACUCAUUAUGCGCCAUUGACUUUGAUGAGAGCUAACUUACCAGAACAUUCUGAUUUGACAGGAAUUGCUAAGCCGAAUUCUGAUUGCGAAAGUGAAAACCACCAGUUAGACGCAAUCGAAACAAAUCCACCUGCUUCUUUCGCAAUCACAGGAGGGCCAAAUGUUUUAGAUGAGGAAAACAGGGAUUUAGCUGCAGCUAGAGAGAUUUCUAACAGCAUGGAAAGUUUAGUUGACUCACUUAAUAGCUUCCAUUUAUCAAAUGACCAAAAAUUUGUUGCGAAAAAUAAAAGUGAAAAAUUUUGUUUUCAAAACAAAAACUUUAAAAUGACUUUUCAGCCCGAUUCUAAUUUGGACAACUUUAAACUGUUGUAUGAAAGCUCUUCUUCAAGGUCUGCAUUGGAGUUAGAAAGUAAUGACAGAAAGUUAGUUCUAGAAAUUGAAAAUAAUUGAAUUUGAGUGUUCAUAUAAUUUUAAGUAGUUUAGUAAUUUUUUUUACAUCUGUUCUAUACCUUUUAAUGCAUCUUUUUUGGAUAGUACUUUUAUGAAACUCUACAUUUAAAAGUAAAAACUAUAAAUAAUAAAUACCAUGUCAGAAUUAUCCUUUUAACAAAACACAUAUCAAUCAUUUUUAAAACAUGAAAGAUGAACUAGUUAUUAUAUAACACUAUAAUGUGAAAUCCCAUUGAAAAUUAUGGAUGCACCUAAUAAUUCUUUUUGCCGAAUAUUUAAGUCAGUUUAUUGAAUAAUAAUCAUCCCAUAUUCACCAUCCGAAUACUUUAUUUCUAUUAAUUAAAAUUUUGUUUAAAAAUUUCAGAUGUGUACUUUUUUAAGACAAUAAAUUCAAACAAUUUAAAGCCAUUAUGGAUGAAUCUUCUUAAGAAAUAUCUCAUUUUCUGCAAAAGUAUGUGCAAAUGAAUGUUAUUAGCGUGUUGUAAACACAUAUUUCUGUAAUAUUUUAUUUCUAUUUUGUUUUGUAAAUUGUGCUCUGUUUUGUUUUCCUUUCCCUAAAGCAUGCAUUUUUGUAAUGCAUCAAUUCUGUGAAACAUAUAAUUUCUGAAAUGCAUGCUGUGUAAUGUUUAACUUAUCAUAAAAUAUACAUUUUUGUAAUGCAAACAAUAUUAUGUAAUGUUUUACUUAUUAUAAAGUCUUAAUUUCUCUAA